This is a messenger RNA of Prunus mume (Japanese apricot), 1083 nucleotides long. RefSeq names its product methyl jasmonate esterase 1-like. Lineage: Eukaryota; Viridiplantae; Streptophyta; Magnoliopsida; Rosales; Rosaceae. The record is from RefSeq and is a predicted model, not a curated record. Gene Ontology annotation, biological process: jasmonic acid metabolic process; salicylic acid metabolic process. Gene Ontology annotation, molecular function: methyl indole-3-acetate esterase activity; methyl jasmonate esterase activity; methyl salicylate esterase activity.
GAAAAGAGGUCAAAAAUUAACCUUAGAAUUUUUAGUCUCUCUUUGCUCACUAAGAAUGUGUUCUCGAUCUCCAAACCCAGAAGCCCAAAAGAAGCAUUUUGUGCUGGUUCAUGGAGCUGGCCAUGGAGCAUGGUGUUGGUACAAAUUGUCAGCUCUGCUGACCUCUGCAGGUCACCAGGUUACAGCUCUAGACCUAGCAGCAUCUGGAGACAACCCAAAACAGAUAAAUCAAGUCCAUUGCUUCGCGGACUAUGUUGAGCCGUUGAUUGAAUUCAUGGAGUCUCUUCCAUCAGAUGAGAGGGUUUUCUUGGUGGGCCAUAGCAUGGGCGGAGCCAGCAUAUCUAUUGCCAUGGAGCGGUUCCCUGAGAAAAUUUCUGCGGCUGUAUUUGCCACCGCUUUGAUGCCUGGCCCCACUAUCAGUUACUUGACCAUAUUUAAAGAGGCUAGUAGUAGAUCGGAAUUUAUGGACUCUCAAUAUAGAUUUGAUAAAGGAAUCAACAACCCUCCAACAUCGGCAAUUUCUGGUCCCCAACGUCUGACUUCAGUGGCGUACCAGCUGUCGCCACCAGAGGACUUAGCACUGGCGUUGUCAUCGCUGAGAUAUUUCCCUCUCUUUGACGAGGAAAUAAAACUCACCAAGGAGAAAUAUGGGUUGGUUCGUAGAGUAUAUAUCGUGUGCGACCAAGACCUUGCCAUAGGGGAGGAUGUGCAACGGUGGAUGAUCAAGGAAAAUCCUCCACAUGAAGUCAAAGUGAUCAAUGGUUCUGAUCAUAUGCCCAUGUUCUCCAAACCGCAGGAAUUCUUCUCCGCCCUCCAAGAGAUUUCUGAAAAAUAUUCCUAAACAUCGUAAGCACCCACCUGAUAAACUAUAGCUAGGAGCUUGUCAUCAUUGUAUAGAUCGAUGCAGUCCAACCAAAGUCGUCUCCUACAACAUAUGUUUUCUGCGAAGCUUUUAGUGUACGCAGUGACAGAUCUAUUAAGGCAUAACACCUCCUCUCGUCGGAAAAAUCAUUGUAGGUGCUUUAAAUUGUCUCUUUGCUCAAUUGGUAUACAGAUUACUUUAUUUUUAUUUUAAACAUUUAA